This is a messenger RNA of Ilex paraguariensis (yerba mate), 900 nucleotides long. NCBI's taxonomy places the organism in Eukaryota, Viridiplantae, Streptophyta, Magnoliopsida, Aquifoliales, Aquifoliaceae. The record is from the annotation of a GenBank genome assembly.
AUGACGACAGGGCUGUCAACGAUGAAUGGUAGCUCAGGCGGUGCUGACAGUGGAAGAAACGCCGGAGGCGGCGGUGGCCGCGAUAAUGGUCGUGAGUGGGAGAUGAGACCAGGAGGAAUGCUGGUUCAGAAGCGAGGCCCAGAUUCAGAUCACAACCGUGUCCCACCACCACCCACCAUUAGAGUCCGAGUCAAAUACGGGUCGACUUACCACGAAAUCAACAUUAGCUCUCAAGCCACCUUUGGGCUGUCAACGAUAAAUGGUAGCUCAGGCGGUGCUGACAGUGGAAGAAACGCCGGAGGCGGCGGCGGCCGCGAUAAUGGUCGUGAGUGGGAGAUGAGACCAGGAGGAAUGCUGGUAUCGGCUCUUGAAACGGUCAUCUCUAGAGGUGGAAAAGUUGCAGAGAACGAAAUGCUGAAGCUGACUGAGUUGUUGAUGAAUCAAUUGGUUAAAUUGGAUGGCAUUUAUACCGAUGGAGAUGUAAAAUUGCAAAGGAAAAUGCAGGUGAAAAGAGUGCAAAAGUAUGUUGAAACGCUUGAUAUGUUGAAGAUCAAAAACUCCACACCAAGCAGCAAUGGAAACCACAUUCCAAUGCAACAGCAGCAGAAGCCAUCAGCAAUUCAGCAGCAGCAACAACAACAACAAAAGCAUUCAAAUGGGCAUACCCCAUCACCAAUUCAUCAGCAGCAAGCGAGGCACUCAUUCGGGAUUUUGCCAACAACACCACAGCAGCAUCAGCAGGUGCCACAAAGGCACUCAACAUCGGGGCCGGUAGUAAUAACCACGCAAUGGGAAACUUUUGAUUCUGCGCCAGCCCCAUUGCCGGCGCAGCCUUCAACUUCCACAACUGCAUCAAGUACCAAUUCAAUACAUCCUAAAUUCAAUUGGGAUUUGCUUUGA